Tarenaya hassleriana is the source of this 2491-nucleotide messenger RNA. Its product is annotated as calcium-dependent protein kinase 20-like. The record is from RefSeq and is a predicted model, not a curated record. Gene Ontology annotation, cellular component: nucleus; cytoplasm. The transcript is spliced from 7 exons. NCBI's taxonomy places the organism in Eukaryota, Viridiplantae, Streptophyta, Magnoliopsida, Brassicales, Cleomaceae. Gene Ontology annotation, molecular function: calcium/calmodulin-dependent protein kinase activity; ATP binding; calcium-dependent protein serine/threonine kinase activity. Bases 418 to 2196 code for a protein of 592 amino acids. Gene Ontology annotation, biological process: intracellular signal transduction; protein autophosphorylation; peptidyl-serine phosphorylation.
CCUCGUCCUCCUUUCGUCUCGAGUUUCUCUCAUUCUCCUUCUUCUCCUCCCUUUGAAUCUGCCUCAUAUCAUCAAAUCUUCGCCGAGGCUAAAUUCUUCGUCCACAUUUUCGUUGAAUUUCUCCGUCGAAUUCGAAUAUUUUCAUCUCCCGGUUUUCCGGGGAGGAGCUAAACGGAACAGAUCGGUUCCCGAACCGGUUGUUGAUCUCCGAUAUGAAGCGCGUCUAGGGUUUGAUCGAGUUCUACUGAUCUUAUUUCACGGAGGAGGAACCGGAAAUCCGAUGGAUUCGUCGAUUCUAAUGGCGUUGGUGAAUGGCAUGGUUGUUUGGCGUAGGAGACAUAUGGAGGCGACGAGAAGCUGAUAGAAAAAGAGAGAGGGAAAAUAUAAAUUAGGGUUUCGAGAUUGGGGAAUUUUUGGAUGGGAAACACAUGCGUCGGUCCGAAUCUGAACGCUAAUGGAUUUCUGCAAUCUGUUAGUAACGCCGUUUGGCGGAAUCGGCAGCAGCCGGAGGGGAGUUUACCACCGAACAACAAGGACGAUCAUAGUAGCCGGAAACCGAGCGACAAGAGCGUGAAUUGCGAGGAUCGUCAACCUGCAUGCAGCGGCUCCGCCGUAGCCCCGGCUCCGAUUCCAACUCCAACUCCGGAGUCUGUACAGAGCACGCCGCCGGAGCCCGUGAAGAUGUCCAAUGGAGUGAACAAAAGUGAGGAAGGAAGCAAGACGGCAGAAAACAGCGACGCGGACGCGAAACAGAAGAAAGAGGUUCAGAUGAAGCGAAUGGCGAGUGCUGGUUUACAAGUCGACUCGGUUUUGGGGAGGAAGACAGAGAAUCUGAAGGACAUUUACAGCGUCGGGAGGAAAUUAGGGCAAGGGCAAUUCGGAACAACGUUUCUAUGCCUGGAGAAGAAAACAGGGAAAGAAUUCGCCUGCAAAACGAUUGCAAAGAGGAAAUUAACCACACAGGAGGAUGUAGAAGACGUAAGACGAGAGAUUCAGAUAAUGCAUCACUUAUCUGGUCAUCCGAAUGUGAUUCAGAUCGUUGGUGCGUAUGAAGAUGCUGUUGCAGUUCAUGUCGUGAUGGAUCUCUGUGCAGGUGGAGAGCUCUUCGAUAGGAUUAUACAGAGAGGGCAUUACACUGAGAGGAAAGCUGCUGAACUUGCUAGGAUUAUAGUCGGUGUUAUUGAAACCUGCCAUUCCCUCGGUGUGAUGCACAGAGAUCUAAAGCCCGAGAAUUUCUUGUUUGUCAAUGGCGAUGAAGAGGCCUCACUCAAGACUAUAGAUUUUGGUCUCUCGGUAUUCUUCAAACCAGGAGAAACAUUCACUGAUGUAGUUGGGAGCCCUUACUAUGUGGCUCCUGAAGUGUUACGGAAGCAUUAUAGCCAUGAAUGCGAUGUUUGGAGUGCAGGAGUUAUCGUUUAUAUUUUGCUGAGUGGAGUUCCUCCAUUCUGGGAUGAAACGGAGCAAGGAAUCUUCGAGCAGGUUUUGAAGGGCGAGCUUGACUUUAUAUCAGAGCCAUGGCCUAAUGUAUCAGAGAGCGCAAAAGAUUUGGUGCGAAGGAUGCUGAUCAGAGAUCCUAAGAAGAGAAUGACAGCUCAUGAAGUUCUCUGUCAUCCUUGGAUCCGAGAGGACGGUGUGGCUCCUGAUAAACCUCUUGAUUCUGCAGUCUUAAGUCGUUUGAACCAGUUUUCAGCCAUGAACAAGCUCAAGAAAAUUGCUAUCAAGGUCAUUGCUGAGAGCCUCUCGGAGGAAGAAAUAGCGGGAUUGAAGGAGAUGUUUAAGAUGAUAGAUGCAGACAAUAGCGGGCAAAUCACUCUCGAAGAACUGAAGAAUGGCCUUGAGAGAGUGGGUGCCAACCUUAAAGAUUCCGAAAUCAUAGGUUUAAUGGAAUCAGCGGAUAUGGACAACAGUGGAACAAUAGACUACGGGGAAUUCAUAGCAGCAAUGGUGAAUCUAAACAAGAUCCAGAAAGAAGACCACUUGUUCACAGCCUUCUCAUACUUUGACAAGGACGGUAGCGGCUACAUCACCCGGGACGAGCUCCAACAGGCAUGCGAGCAGUUCGGCUUAGCAGAUUUCCAUUUAGAUGACAUCUUGCGUGAAGUCGACAAAGACAAUGAUGGACGAAUAGAUUACAGCGAGUUCGUGGACAUGAUGCAAGACACUGGAUUUGGUAAAAUGGCUAUGAGAAUGACAUGAAAAGGCCAUCCAAUCUCGGUUUUGAACGUCAGUACAUCUGGAAAUUGCUCGUCGUAUACACGGUUGAUAGCUUAAAUUGUAUGCUAAUAUUGGUAUUUUACUCGUUUCAUCGAUCAUUUUCUUCCCUUUUUUUCUUUCGGUUUUCGAACAUUAAGCUCCUAUCUCUGUGAAAAUCGGCAUAGUUUCUUGCGCAGGUUUCUUCAGUAGUUUUCGGCUUCCUUUUGUGUUCAGCUUCCAAUUUGUAUUGACUGGCCCCCCUUUUGUUUUAGGAAAUGGAUCAUAGAGUUCUCAUUUA